Molecule: messenger RNA, 1074 nt
Organism: Durio zibethinus
Lineage: Eukaryota; Viridiplantae; Streptophyta; Magnoliopsida; Malvales; Malvaceae
Source: RefSeq, a predicted model, not a curated record
UUCAAUUUUGAGUGUAAUUCUGAAUCAACUGACAAGAUGGUGAGACCUCCUUGUUGUGACAAGCUGAAUGUCAAAAAAGGCCUCUGGACUGAAGAGGAAGAUGCAAAGAUACUUGCCCAUGUAUCAAAACAUGGAACUGGUAACUGGACUGCUGUUCCGAAAAAAGCAGGGUUUAGAAGAUGUGGGAAAAGUUGCAGACAUAGGUGGACUAAUUACUUGAGACCUGAUCUUAAACGUGAGGGCUUCACUCCCCAGGAAGAGGAGUUAAUAAUUAGGCUUCAUGCAGCUAUUGGAAGCAGGUGGUCCAUCAUAGCCCAACAGCUUCCUGGGAGAACAGACAAUGAUGUAAAAAAUUACUGGAAUACUAAGCUGAGAAAGAAACUUUCUGAAAUUGGGAUUGAUCCUGUUACUCACAAGCCUUUUUCUCAAAUCCUAGCUGAUUAUGGAAACAUUGGUGGCCUCCCAAAAUCUAGAACCCAAAUCGGAUCUCUCAAUAGAGACAUGAAGAAUACAUUUGUGAUAAAGCCAGAGCCUUAUCCUUCUCCAGCAGCAGCAGCAGAAGGAUUUUCCAACAUCAACAACCGAUUGAUGACAACAAUGGCAUCACCUGGAAUGGAACCAAUCCAGGACAACUUCAUGUCAAACAACAGCAUUAACCGUCAAGCUGACAGUGAUUCUCUGGAUCUCCUUUCUCAGCUGCAAGCUAUAAAACUAGUGACAGAAGCCUCAAACUACACUGGUUACCAAACCAUCUCACCUCCUGCAGCACAAGAAAAAUCAGGUAUAGCCUUCAGCUGGCGUGAUUUUCUUCUUGAAGAUGCAUUUUCACCAGCUGAUCAUCCGCAUGGACAAGAAGAUCACAUCCUGGAAUUCCCAUCCGAGGACAAUGAGACUAGUGCUGAACAUAUAGAUAAUAAUAACAAUAAUGGAGCACUCCAAGGAAUGGAUAGUGAGGUUCCAAGCUAUAGCUUUCGUGCUUCAUCAUCCACUGAUAGUUCAUUUGUGGCAGCCAUGCUAGAUCAAGAAAAUGAGAUGUUCUCAGAAUUGGCAAAUCUUUUGGAAGAUACUGACUGA